Messenger RNA from Oncorhynchus gorbuscha (pink salmon), 3121 nucleotides. RefSeq names its product glycogen synthase kinase-3 beta. The coding region runs from base 841 to 2118 and encodes 425 amino acids. Gene Ontology annotation, biological process: regulation of neuron projection development; regulation of microtubule cytoskeleton organization; protein phosphorylation. NCBI's taxonomy places the organism in Eukaryota, Metazoa, Chordata, Actinopteri, Salmoniformes, Salmonidae. The record is from RefSeq and is a predicted model, not a curated record. Gene Ontology annotation, cellular component: nucleus; glutamatergic synapse; axon. The transcript has 11 exons. Gene Ontology annotation, molecular function: beta-catenin binding; protein serine/threonine kinase activity; tau-protein kinase activity.
GUGGUUUAUUGGCGUAUCCCCGUCUCCACGCGCAUCUGCCCAUAGAACCAAGCCUCACCAUUUACGCAAAUAGCGUUACAAAUGUUCGUAGUGAAUAAAACAGCGAGCCCGAAACCGAUUGUGAAGGAAUAAAAAAUAAUACAAGAAUCGUCGGGUCUGACUGGAACUGCCCUUUCCAGAGGAACGAAGUGCACAAGACCCGAUAGCCAACUGGAAUAACCGGAUUUGACGGUCGCCGUGUGCGGAGUUGGGGCGAGUUUGCAGGGCCGUGGAAAUCGUUAAUGUAAAAAUUGGGCAACUGACAGAUUUUUCCGUUUGAAUCGUCGGUAGGGUAGAAGAGCGAGGGAGCCGGCAUGGCGGACGGAUCGUUGAGUCUCCAUCGGAAUAUGAAGAGGAUCUGUAUGGUACUGGAUCUAUAGGAAUAAACAGCAAUCAUUCCCCAUUAACGCAUUAUCUGAUAGUUUCACUUGUGUAAUUCUGUGCUCAACUGUGACCAAAUGAAGGAAAUCAAACCAGCAGUGGGUUAAUUUGGGGGCCACAGGGCCAGAUUCAUGACUAUUUAGUCGAAGACGCGUCUCCAAGGCCUAUUGUCAACUGAAGGAAAACGAGGAACCAAAGGAAGAAAGGAUGCUUUGAACGACUUUUGGGGGACGAGAAAGGGUAGAUUGAUAGGUCAAAAUAUCAACUGUGAAGGCUCGUGGAGAGGAGUUGAUAGAAAAAAAUAUUGUAAAUAAUCUAACAUUCAGAUUAAGGAACUGUCAUUCUUUGAAUGCAAAGGUUUAGAAAGAAAUCUACCAAGCCAGUCACGUAGCAUACAGUAUUUGAUUCGAGGAUUGGAUCAUGUCGGGGCGGCCCAGAACCACCUCCUUCGCGGAGAGCUGCAAACCAUUGCCGCAGCCCUCGGCUUUUGGCUCUAUGAAAGUCAGCAGGGACAAGGAUGGCAGUAAGGUGACAACGGUGAUGGCCACCCCAGGCCAAGGGCCCGACAGGCCCCAAGAGGUCAGCUAUACAGACACCAAGGUGAUUGGGAAUGGCUCCUUCGGAGUGGUCUACCAGGCCAAGCUGUGUGACUCUGGAGAGCUGCUGGCCAUCAAGAAGGUUCUGCAGGACAAAAGGUUUAAGAACCGCGAGCUGCAGAUCAUGAGGAAACUGGAACACUGCAACAUCGUUCGCCUGCGCUACUUCUUCUACUCCAGCGGAGACAAGAAGGAUGAGGUGUAUCUUAACCUGGUUCUGGACUAUGUUCCUGAGACAGUCUACAGAGUUGCCAGACACUACAGCCGAGCCAAACAGACUCUGCCCAUAGUCUAUGUCAAGUUAUAUAUGUACCAGUUGUUCAGGAGUCUGGCCUACAUCCACUCGUUUGGGAUCUGCCAUCGGGACAUCAAACCCCAGAACCUGCUGCUGGACCCCGAGACGGCUGUGCUCAAACUCUGUGACUUCGGCAGUGCUAAGCAGCUGGUACGUGGAGAGCCCAACGUGUCCUAUAUCUGCUCUCGCUACUACAGAGCCCCCGAGCUCAUCUUUGGUGCCACUGACUACACCUCCAGCAUAGAUGUGUGGUCAGCUGGAUGUGUGCUAGCAGAGCUGUUGCUAGGGCAACCAAUCUUCCCUGGCGACAGUGGAGUGGAUCAGCUGGUGGAGAUCAUCAAGGUUCUGGGGACCCCUACACGGGAGCAGAUCCGAGAGAUGAACCCCAACUACACAGAGUUCAAAUUCCCCCAGAUUAAGGCACACCCAUGGACUAAGGUGAGUCAACAGGUGUUCCGGCCGCGCACGCCCCCGGAGGCCAUUGCCCUGUGCUCUCGGCUGCUGGAGUACACGCCCACCUCGCGCCUCACCCCCCUGGAGGCGUGUGCACACUCCUUCUUCGAUGAGCUGAGGGACCCCAAUGUCAAGCUGCCCAACGGGCGAGAAAAACCCUCUCUCUUCAACUUCACCACCCAGGAGCUGUCCAGUAAUCCCUCGCUGGCCAGCAUCCUAAUCCCCACCCACGCCCGCUCUCAGGUCACCACCUCCACCCCAACCAACGCCACCGUCACCACAGAUGGUAACAGCACAGAUCGUGGCCCCAGCACCACUACCGCCUCAGCCUCUGCCUCCAACUCCACCUCCUGAACCCUCCCUCUCUGACCCCCCCCACAUCGCCCCAUUCAGGGGUGCACCUGGGUGCCAGCUGUAAGAAUGAUGACAUGGCAGGGUUUAAAACAGAUGACAACAACAACGCCCUCCACGUCACCCAUCUAAGUGUUUGAUUUCUGCAACCUACUCCACUGAGGACAUCUUUAUGGCCUGUUAGAGGGAGGGAGUGGUGGGGGCAGGGGAGGAUGAUGAAAUAUAAGAGUAUUCAUAUAUAAAUGUACCAUAUAUACACAAUACUAGCCUGCUAAUGUUUCCAAGAAGACAAUCUAUGUAUCAAAGUAAUUAUCUGUCCCCUCACCCUCCUCUUCCUUGUCCACAAUGAAGCCCCCCCCCCACAUUAACGAUCAGUCCCUCCCUCUCGCCCUCUCUCUACACCACACCCCUUCAUAUCCUCACUUCCCCUCUGACACCCCCUGGUUUGGAUGGCCACCCAGGCUCCUCCUCCUGUAGUGCAUGGCCUGAGUGUAGUUAGGAGUACCCAGAGUGACCUUUCACCCCUGCAUUGACGUCCACACUUCAGCUAAUUAGGCAUGAGGCACACAUAUACACACACACACACACACACACACACACACACACACACACACACACACAUACAUUCUUACCAACACACGCCGAUGCAUGAAGGUCCUGCUAUAUGUGGACAGUCCAAUCAGAAGGGAGGUUUUGAUGUUGUCAGAGGUUUGCUCGGGGUUGUUUUUAAACGGUUAGCGAACAGUUUUAUUCUGUUUUUAUUUGAUAUUCCCUUGGCUUAGGGUGGGUGGGAUCAUUUAGAUUGACAUGUCAGAUGUCUAUGGUUCUGUGUGCUUGUAUUACAUUUACACUGAAUGUGCAAAUCAUUAGGAACACCCUUGUUCUACAGGGAUGCUGGCCCAUGAUGACUCCAAUGCUUCCCACAGUUGUGUCAAGUUGGCUGGAUGUCAUUUGGGUGGUAGACCAUAAAUGAUACACACGGGAAACUGUUGCAUGUGAAAAACCC